Molecule: messenger RNA, 2142 nt
Organism: Chanos chanos (milkfish)
Lineage: Eukaryota; Metazoa; Chordata; Actinopteri; Gonorynchiformes; Chanidae
Gene: map1lc3a
Product: microtubule-associated protein 1 light chain 3 alpha
Exons: 4
Coding region: 96-461 (121 amino acids)
Source: RefSeq, a predicted model, not a curated record
AGUCGUCUGUCGUCGCAAAACGAGUGGUAUAAAACUUUCGACAUAUCUAAAGUGUUUGAAAACGAGUCCUUCUGUUUAUUAAUUAAACAUCAAGAAUGCCGUCUGACAGACCGUUUAAACAAAGAAGAACAUUCGCUGAUCGGUGCAAAGAAGUGCAGCAAAUACGAGAACAGCAUCCAAACAAAAUUCCGGUUAUCAUUGAGAGAUAUAAGGGAGAGAAACAGCUUCCUGUCUUGGACAAGACCAAGUUUCUUGUCCCUGAUCAUGUCAAUAUGAGUGAAUUGGUAAAGAUUAUCAGGCGCAGACUGCAGCUGAAUCCCACCCAAGCCUUUUUCCUGCUGGUCAACCAGCACAGCAUGGUUAGUGUGUCCACCCCCAUCUCUGAGAUAUACGAACAAGAGCGGGACGAAGACGGCUUCCUCUACAUGGUCUAUGCCUCUCAGGAGACAUUUGGCUGCUAGGAUGGAGUUGAGUGUGGGAAGUGAGGUAGAGGGAGAACAGAAAGAAACCAUGAAAAACAAGGAUCAGACCAAGUGUACCUUUGUGCGAUCUCACUUUGUGCCCUAGCUUCUCCUCUGGUGGCAUUGAACAAACAGCGUGAUAAUUUUGUUUCUUCAUGACACUAAGGUGCAUACAAAAUCAACACUGUAUGUGCAAAUCUGCCUCCUUGUUUUUAGCUCUUUUUCUUUCUUUCUUUCUUUCUUUCUUUCUUUCUUUCUUUCUUUUUUUUUUUUCUCUAACAUAACCUAAAUUAACUGACCCUAAACAGAAAUGUUUGGGUGUGAGCAAGGAGCUGUUUUUGGCCCAAGUAAUUGUUUCUCUUUAAAGCUCUGGAUUUAAUUCCCCCUAAUUUGGGCCAGUCUUCAUGUAAUGUAGUCAUAUUCUUAAUGUUCUUGUAUAUAGUUGAGUCAAAGGUAGUGAAUCUGUCUUUGUCUCUUCUUUUUGUUCUCUGCCUCAGUUUUAGACAUCUGGCCAAUUGCUUGUAGUUAAUUACUUAAACAGAUAUUUAUGCUAGAUUAGGAUGUUUGAAUCUUAAUUCAGGAUCAGGAGUAAAACAAGUCUACAGUAAUUCAGUUUAACUCCUGCCAAAAGGAUUGCCUAACCCCAAAGGAAACUGUGUAAUUCCAUUUCAGGAACUGUAGCACUUUGGUUGUUCCUUCACAGAAGAGAGUUUCAUUCUUAAGAAUGUUUCCCUCUUUGUCUCCCUAUACUAUAUAUAAAGUAGGACACUGAGUUGAUGGUGAACGGUUAGGGAGAUACAAGACAUACUCUGAUCCCUCUGACUCUGUCUCUCGUACUGUAACACAGUAAUGUUACCCUGUAGGUUUAUAGCCACUCUAGCCAAACUUUUGGAUCUAGGAUUUUGUGAUUUUCUGUAAAGUAACUGACAGGUUGACAAGUUGAAAUGUAAGGCACUGUAGCCUUGAUGUUUUGCCUAAAUGUCCAUUUUCAUACAGUUUCAGUCUAUUAAACAUUUGUGCCGUUCACCUGUGCAAUGUAGAAUCAAGAAUGCAAUCUGCUUAGGACUGAAUUUGACACUUUCCAGUCUGUAAGGAAGUAGCCAGAGGAGCGUUUGUAGGAUUUGAAACAAAGCGGAAGUCUCUCAUGGCAUACAGUUCUUUGCAGUAAUGGUCUCUACUAAAUAAAUAUGCUUUUUUUGCACAUAUAAACAGUGAGGACAUCAAACUCUGUAUUGAAUCUAAAAAGCUAAAUAAUAAUAAUAGCACAUAAUUGUUGUUCUAUUUUAUACCUGGUCUGUUCCCUUUAGCUCACCAUACUAUUUGUAUGCCUUCUGUCUAAACUUCAGUGAAGGGGUUAUGAUGCACUACAUACCUUGCAUGUUUUUCUCAACCUUUUUUUAUAUAUUGAUUUAUUCUUUAGGUUUGUUAAUUAUUUUAACUUUAUUUAAAUGAAAAUUAAAGUCUUUUUAGAUGUUUCCAUACCAAAUAUAAAAUAUGUAUGUGUAUGUGUGUUGGAAUGUUUGAAACACAGCUGUGUGUAUAAAUCAUUAUGCGAUCAACUCCUGAUCCUUAUUCCUCAGUUUCAUAUUGAUCCACAGUGACAUUACAUUGAUUAAGAUUAUGAGGUGUACCAACCUGUAAGAGGUCAAUAAAAAAUAAACAAGCUAAAUCUGAUCUGAAA